Vitrella brassicaformis is the source of this 2011-nucleotide messenger RNA. NCBI's taxonomy places the organism in Eukaryota, Vitrellaceae. The record is from the annotation of a GenBank genome assembly.
UCCACGAAGGCAUCAAGGGCCUCGUGGUGACCUCACCAACCACACUCAGACGAGCCACUGCUGGCCCGUGUGUGAACUGCCCUCUUGUCUCUCCGGCGGCUUUGUUGGUGGGGUGUGUGCAGGAGGACACGUUGCUCGAUCAAGGUCUCAAAUACGGCGAAAUCCACAACGCCACUCUGCCGCAGGUAAGCAGACACAGACACAAACACACAUACACGUGGGCCCCUGUGUGUCUGUCAGCUGUUCAAGAUGGCUUACGUGUGUGGUCUGUGGGAGGAGGCCGUCCAGCUGCACCGCGACCACAUGAAGCGAUGCAGACCCGCACCACUACCCCUCCCACCGUCUCCAGGCUGCGGCCCCACCGCACACCAGCGGCCCCCGCCAUCCCCCUCACCCCCACCUAACCCCCAGGGAGCAUGGCCACACCCACUGGUCGCCCAGAGCUAUCCGCCGACUGCCGCAGUGCGCCUGCAGCCAACAGGGGGCCUCCCACCACCACAAGGGCCGCAAUCGCCACAAGUGCCGCAGACGCUGGUGACACAGACACACACACACACACACACAGACACGACGACAGACAGAGAUGGCCCUGUUGGGCGUAUGUGAAUGGGGGACAUGUGUGUGUUUGUUUUUGUUCAGUGCUUCAAGCAGCUGCGAGGGCUGGAUGACCUCAGCCGAGUGCUCAGGAGUCAGCUGCAGCUGGUGGACAAACAGAGGCAACAGGCAUUCAACCUCUUCGCCACACCAAACAAGCCACAGGUAUGCUGCAUGCGCACUGGUCAUCCCUCCUCUCAUCCACACACGCGCUCAUCCCUCUCUCUCUUUCUGUCUGUCUGUCUCUCUCUCUGUCUGUCUGUUUGUCAGGCGGUUGAGCAGAAUCUGCGUGUGUGGCAGAGCCUGGUCGACAAUCAAGCCACGAAGAUCAGCCCAGCCGUCAAAGCUCUUACUUAUCACUCAGCAAAGAAGAUUCGCAUGAUACAGGCACUGCUGGAGACACCGGUGAGUGAGAACACACACAAGCGACAGACUCUGCUGACGAUGCUGUCUCGUGAGUGCAGCAUGAGCCCUGUUUGGAGGGCAUUCCCGAAGUGCUCUGGUUCAGCGACAGCGAUCGCACCGGCAUCGGUACGCUGAUAUCGACCACACAUGUCCAGAUCGGCUCAGUCAAUGUCUUUCCUUGACAUUUCUGCUUUGUGUGGUCUGCAGGUGGUUAUCUGGGCUUCGUUGAGUGCGUCAAGUCCCUCUCGGGUGUCAGCACGGCGAUCGCGUCCAUCGUCGGCAACCCCAAAAUGCAUCCCAUUCUGCUCCUCGACAACACGACACGUCUCGCACGUCGCCCUCCACCCAUACACAAAAAGUGGAAGGGUGAGCAUAGCACAAUAAAAUCGACUCGUUGCCGAUUACUUUCUCUGUGUCUCGGUGGCUGCCUCAGAGGUGCUUUCCCGCGCCAGCAGCAUCCGCGUGUUGAUCGAGGCCGACCCACGUGUCAUCAGUGUCGCGCUGCUCGAGGCCGCCGCUCCCGCCGUCACUGAGAUCACCGUCGACACGGCCGCCGAGCGCACGACACAUCGCAUAGAGAUCGCCGGCCGCAAUCCUGUGAGUAUCCCGCGGCUCGUCAGGGCCGUCUUGACGCGUGAGUGGGUGAAGGUGAUGCAGCGGCGGCGGCAGCACUGCGGGAAGCAGCUGUAUGAGAUGCCCGCUCUGACCCAUCUGAGCGUCGAGUGGCCUUAUCAGGGGGGGCUGACGAUGCUCAAGGGGGUGACUGGCGGCCUGCGGUCGCUCCAUCUCCUCGACAAGGUGGGUGCCGGGGGGUAAUGUGGCCAUGGGCGGGUGGACAGAACGUACGUGUUGUUGUGUUGACAUUCCCUUGUAGGUGAUAGCUGAUGGACACCCUCCUGUGUACACGCCUCUUCACUUAGUUGCCGAAUCGCUCGAGAGAACGCCCUCCAACUCUACCAUCACGUCACUCACGGGCCAUUUGCUUUGUUGGCCCAGAAGCUCCCCCAGCUAG